UGCAUGGAGCUGCAUGCAGCUUGAUCAGUCUUCUAGUCAAGCAUCGGAUCAAAAGAGCAGGCCCAUCGAAGAGCGUCCAGCAUUCCUGCCAUCUGGCCCACAUGCAGCAGGAACCUCCCUGAGGGAGGAGCUGACUCCUUUUGGCUGCAAUGAAGGAAAGGGAUUCUCCUAAUAGCUGCUAAUCGAAUGCCUCCUGCUGUCCUCCUCUUUCAAAUCACAACACCAGCCCAGCUUGCCAGUUUAACAUAAUAAAAGCAGAAGUUAGAAGCCUCUUGCUCUGAUCUUGGAAGGAGAAGAGCAGAGAAGAUGAGCUCUCGACAGAGAGGAGGCAGCAGUGGCAUGAAAACCAGCUGGGUUGCAGAAGGAGGACUGAGAGAGUGCGCCAUGGAUGCUGGGAAGAGCUGCCCGGAGCUGCUGAAGAGCGACCUGGACCCUUCCGUCCUCUUGGAGCAAAUCGGAGAGGCCGCCGCGCUCGCCACAGAGCACACGGCCACCCUGAUCAGCGAGGACGCGGACGUCUUUUACACCGUGGAAAGCGAUGAGAGCGGACAGGAGAUCUGCCACUGGUCGGAUAUGGGGGAGGCGUAUGACAAAAUCGCUGUCCUGGCCGAAUACGUACUGGAGGACCAGCAGGAGAAGCCCGUGGAAGAGUUUUUUGACACCCUCGCUCCCGCGGAGGAGGCUGCUGGAUGCACAGAAGGCUGCCCAGAGGCAAAGAGGCGGUGCAGCUGCUCCGAUUCCCCGGAGCCCAAGCGCAGAAAGCUCGCGCAUCCCCCGGCCCUGUGCAUCCUGAACGGCGGGUCCGUGGCCCUGGUGCUGGAGGGCUGCCCCGAAGACGCUGACGCUCACCCCAACCUGCACGUGGAACUCUCCGUGACCACCGUCAGUCCUGUGGGAAGGCCCACGAAGGCGUUCGGGCCCCCUCCCGGGCUUUACCUGGAGUACCGUCUCCCUGUCGUGGAAGAUAUUCAGGUGAUUGUGGCCUUUGAGCCUGCCGCCGAGCCCCCGAACUUGCCCGAAGAGCCCGGAGCGGUCUGGCCCAGCCUCUGUCCAGGCGAAGAAGCCCCCGGCAAAGAGGGCCAGCCCGUCUGUUCUCAGCCGGCUUGCAAGAGACUCGAGUCCGUGGACGCCUUUUGCACGCGGCUCAGGCGCCACGUCCGGGCCUCGUGCGGCACGGUGCCCGAGGCGCGAGGGCUGCCCCUGGACCGCCUCUACGUGGAGGGCGAGCUGGUGCAGUGCCCCCCGGAGGGCUGGAGCGGCAGGAGCACCGGCGAGCCGGAGGAGAGGGCGAGGGCCGCCGUGGGGCACGGCCAGCUGCUCCGGGCGCCGGGCCGGAGCAGCCCGGCCAGCAGGGUGGCCGUGCUCCUGGGCCGGGCGGGCCUGGGGAAGAGCCUGCUGGCCCAGAAGAUCUGCCUGGACUGGGCGGUCGGCAAGCUGCCGCAGUUCGACUUCGCCUUCCGGUUCGACUGCCGGGCGCUGAGCCUGCUCCGCGGCGGCGGCUGCCCCGGCCUCGGGCAGCUGCUGGGGCUCGCCGCAGGGCUCGGGGAGGUCCCCGAGGAGGUCGUGGGCCACGUCUCGCGGAACCCGGGCAAGGCGCUCCUGGUUUUCGACAGCCUCGAGGAGCUGCUGGAGCAGGACGGCCUCCCGCCGGGUGCGGACGGCCCGGCCCGCAGGGAGCCCUGCGGCGGCGUCAGAGCGAUGGUGGCCGGCCUCUUCCAGAAGAAGCUGCUGGCCGGCUGCACGCUGCUGGCCACGGCCCGGCCCCGGGACAAGCUGCACCAGUAUGUGCCCCGGGUGGACACCCUCCUGGAGACGCCGGGCUUUUCCGUGCCGCAGGCGGAGUCCUUCCUCGCUCGCUAUUUCGAGGGAUGCCCCGGGGGCAGCGAGGCCGCGAGCUCGAUCAGAAACUCUCCGUACCUGUUCAGCCACUGCCACAACCCUGAGCUCUGCCGCUUCCUCUGCGAGUCGGCCUCCGCGGUGGGGGCUGAGCAGCUGCCCCCCACCCUCACCGGCCUCUUUGCGAAGUCCCUGCUCCGGAAACUGGCCCGCCUGGCCGAGAAGGAGGCCACCGCCACAGGGCACCUGCACAUCCGCGCACUGGCUCAGGUGGCCUGGACCCUGGGGCAGGCCCAGCAGAACGCAUUCCUGGGCGAGCGCUUCCCUUCGGCGGAGGUGGAGGCGUUUGCCCUGCAGGCCGGGCUCGUGGCCCCGCUGGCCCUGCCCAGAAGUGCCGGCGGCGGGGAGGAGGCGUGUGGGUACGUGUUCUCCAGCUUCGUGGCCCAGAACUUCUUGGUGGCGCUGCACCUGGUGCUGGCCAAGGAGGUCAAGGACAAAGGCCUCACCAAGCACCUCCACCUGCUCUCCAAGUCCAGGAAGUUUCUCUCCUCCUGGGACUUGGUCCCUCGCUUCCUGUCCGGCUUGCUCUUCCUCGAGGACGGUCCCAGCUGCGCUCUCCUCUUCGGGGAGGACAUGGAGGUGGACACGGAGAAGAUGGUUGCCAAGAAGCAGAAAAGCCUGCUGAAAUACUUCCGGAAACUCUCGCUGAAAUCCCUCAGUCCAGAGAAGCUGCUGGAGCUCCUCCACUGCAUCCACGAAACGGAGAACCCAUACCUGCUGCAGCACCUGGCGCUGGAGCUCGGCCCAGACCUCUCUUUCCUGGGCUUCCCCCUCACGCCCGCCGACGUCCACGUGCUGCACUCCGCCGUCAGACGGGCCACCAAGGCCUUCACCUUGGACCUGCGCGGGAGCUGCAUCGACACCGAGGGCCUGAGGCGGCUGCUCUGCUUGAGGAACGUGGCCGCGUUCAGGGCAUCCCUCAGCACCGCCAUCCAGCUCUGGAAGCACCUGUGGGAAGCCGGGGCAGGGGAGCAGCUGCGGGCGGCCACCCAGAAGUUUUCCGUUGCCCCUUUCAAAGUGAGCACUAUGCGGGACGUCGAGGAGCUCUCUGCUCUCGUGCACCUGCAGGAGGAAAUGCGCGAAGGCCAGGCAGAGCCGGCCGGCGGCAGCACCCUCCUCAUUCCCGCGGUUGCAGAGCUCCGGAAACUGGAAUUCGCCGUGGGCCCCGGCUGCGGCCCAAAUGGCUUCCAGGCCCUGCUUGGACUCUUGGACGCCUUUCCAGCCCUUCGGCACUUAGACCUGGACUCUCCGGACGAGAACAACAUCGGCGACGAAGGCGUCUGUGGGCUCGGCGCCAUCCUGCCUCGGCUGCGCUGCCUGGAAACCCUCAACCUGUCCCGGAACAAGGUCACCGACAUGGGUGCGGCGCAGCUGGCCGGGACGCUGCCCACCCUGCCCUCCCUGAAGACCCUCAGCUUGUACAAGAACAACAUCGGGGAUGCUGGAGCCGCCGGUUUCGCCCAGGUGCUGCCCCGGGCGGCCUCUCUGCGGGUCCUGGACAUCCACUGCAACAAGAUCACGGCCGCUGGAGCCCAGCUCCUGACCACGAGCCUGAGGGACUCUCCGCACAUUCAGAGCGUGGCAUUGUGGAGCCCCACGAUCCCCCACGGAGUCCUGGAUUACCUGCAGCAGCUGGAUUCGCGGAUCAGGUUGCUGUAGAGACGGAAAAUCCAACGACCUAAGGUUGGGAUUCUGGUCUAUGCAGACCUCUCUGGGCCUGCAUUGCAGAAUCACCCCAGCUUUUACAUUCACCUAUGCUGCUAUUUGUGGUAUCCAUGAAAUGAUGCGUUCCCCUGAAGUACCGUCUGUCAUGGAAUAGCCCUGUCGGUCUAUUUGAAUGCCACUACUUUCCUCCCGUGAAGAUGAGCUCAAAAUGUAGGACUGUGAGGCUGGAACUGUGCCCUCGAUACCCCAAAUACCCAGGCCAGACACACACGCUUGCGGCGGAGGAUCGUAUCGUACAGAUUCGCUUCACUUGUUACUUGGACAAUCCUGUGUCUGAACUCACUGAUUUUGGCCCACUGUGCUUUGGGUCCUUCGAACAGCUUUUAAAAAAGCAAACUUUGGGUUAAUUAAAAAGGCGUCCUGAUUCAUCAGGACAGAUUUUGUAAAUA
Messenger RNA from Varanus komodoensis (Komodo dragon), 4010 nucleotides. RefSeq names its product nucleotide binding protein 1 (gene NUBP1). The record is from RefSeq and is a predicted model, not a curated record. Lineage: Eukaryota; Metazoa; Chordata; Lepidosauria; Squamata; Varanidae. Gene Ontology annotation, cellular component: cytosol. Gene Ontology annotation, molecular function: protein binding; ATP-dependent FeS chaperone activity; ATP binding. Gene Ontology annotation, biological process: inflammatory response; positive regulation of transcription by RNA polymerase II; positive regulation of MHC class I biosynthetic process. The coding region runs from base 307 to 3555 and encodes 1082 amino acids. The transcript is spliced from 18 exons.